Molecule: messenger RNA, 7901 nt
Organism: Bemisia tabaci
Lineage: Eukaryota; Metazoa; Arthropoda; Insecta; Hemiptera; Aleyrodidae
Gene: wkd
Product: TBC1 domain family member whacked
Biological process (GO): regulation of GTPase activity
Molecular function (GO): small GTPase binding; GTPase activator activity
Source: RefSeq, a predicted model, not a curated record
AAAUGGACUUUCAUUUGGCUUAGUUGAUUUUUGGAUUUUGGAUUCCAUACUGCCCUCCCCUAAUAUGUAUUAUUAUCAAUUGUAAAAGAGGAGGUGACAAUUAGAUAAUUUUCCAAACUCGAAGCUAUUUGUCAGUCGAUCGCGAAAUCGGAAGUACGUAGUUAAUUUCGUGACACGUUCUGUCAUCGGGUAUUAUCUCCAAGUGUUCAAUUUUACUAGGUAGUGCCGUUUCCAUUUUUCCAUAAUGUUUAGUGAGUGAAUUCUUGUGUUGAUAAUCAGUUGGUGAAGUUUGCUUAUUCGUUUCAAUUAGCCCAGGUUGGAUUUAACUCUAUCUCAUAAGCAGUGUGAUAUGAGACGCCAAAAUGACCGCACCUCUUGCUGACGCAAAUAAUGAGUGGGACGACGACGUCUCGGAUGUGAGCUCAGUGCACAAUAACUCAGUGGUGUCAACUGUUCCAGACAAACAUGGCUUUUUCGGUGGAUCCCAAUACUGCCCCGAGUCAAACAAACCUAAUGAUCGAAAAAAAAUCCUGAAACGGGAGAAAAAAUGGUUGCAUAUGUUAGAAGACUGGCAAAAUUACAUGGAUAAACAUCAUAAAACGGUAAGAGAACGAUGUAGGAAAGGGAUUCCUGCAUCCAUCAGGCCUAGAGCAUGGCUAUUCCUGUGCGGUGGUAAACUACUAUUAGACAAACAUCCGUACCUGUACUCAGAUUUAUUAAAAAAAGAGGGUGAUCCUAGGUGGAUAGAUGACAUUACUAAAGACUUACACAGGCAGUUCCCUGACCAUGAAAUGUUUGCAUCUCAGCAAGGAUAUGGGCAAAGAGAUUUAUUUGAUUUAUUGAAAGCAUAUUCCCUGCUGAAUCCAGUAGUUGGUUACUGCCAAGCUCAAGCUCCUAUCGCUGCAUUUUUAUUGAUGCACAUGCCCGCAGAAGAGGCUUUUUGGUGUUUUGUGUCGGUGUGUGAUAAAUAUUUGACUGGAUACUUUAGUCAAGGAAUGGAAGGAAUUAAACUAGACGGAGAUAUUUUAUUUGGUUUAUUGAAGAAAGUAGCACCAGAAAUUUACAAGCAUCUGAAAAAGCAAACUAUUGAACCAAUCUUGUAUAUGACCCCCUGGUUUCUGUGUGUUUUCAUUCGAACUUUGCCCUGGGACACACUCCUUAGAGUUUGGGACAUGUUCCUUGUCGAAGGUGUUAAAAUAAUUUUCAAAAUGGCAAUAGUUUUGAUGAAAUUAAGUUUGCAUGGCAAACACAAAACCUCCUAUUCAGUCAUCAAAAAGAAACAUCCAACUAUGUAUGAAACUUUAGAGGCAUUGCGAAAUCCUCCAUUUGAAGAACUGCGCAAAGAAGAUGAGAUCGUUAAUCUAAUUUUAAAGUUAAAUUUGACCGAUGAAGACUUCGAUUACGAGCAUAUCCGGCAACUAAGGAAGAGGAGAACCCAACAAAAUAGACAGAACGCAGCUGCAGCUCGCUGAUGUGAAGACCAUCAAUACACUCUGCCCUGCUCUCUAUGUCAUCCUUGGUUCAAUUUUCUGAGUCUGAGUUGAGCCCUCAAGACUGAAUUUGAACAAUGAGUAGCUGCCUUCUCUAUGAAACCCAGAGGCACCACUCUACACCUAUGCUCAUCUCUUUGUUCGCGAUCAUUUUUAUGGUGCUCCAAGUAUUUCCCUAUCCACAAAUAAGUAGAUUUUUGUCCUUUUUCUCGUCUCUUUUUUCAGUGAAGUUUCUGUAGAGAAUUUUCGUCUAAAUAAGUUUCAUCGCGAUCAAAGGAAAAUAAACUGCUAUUUGCCUCAAAAUACAGGAGUUGUUUUCCUCAAAAUGUGUCGUUGUAAAAUAGGAAAACGGAGAUCGGCUGUUAUCAUAUUUAUUUGUCUAACUUCUCAUUUUAUUCCCAAUUUUCUAUUUAUUUUCUUCUUGUAUUCAGAGCAUAAUUUACUAAUAAAAAUAAAAGACAAAUUCUGGAACACUAGCUGCGAAGUAUGUUCUCUAACUUAUCCUGUAAGCUAGAAUGCGUAGUCAACAUCCUGCAAAUUAAAUGUAAAUUAAAAAAUCUAGAGACCACCUGAAAAUUGAUUGGGUUGUAUGAUGUUCGAAUUUCAAGAUGGACAACCUAUUUUAUGCGGUUCAAGUGAACUUGAUAGUUGUCAAUAUUGGUUGCUGUUAUUUUCAGUAAUUAUUGUAAACUCAAAUCUUUUGAUGAAUGGGGUAAAAAAUUUCUAUUGUUUCUGGUUUCAAGCUUUCUGUCUCCAUGUAACGAAAUAAAAAAUUUUCUUUAGCUUUUUCGAUCUCCAGAACCAAUUUUAUUUCUUUUUCAAGUAAUUUUUGAUACUAGAUUACAGGAAAGGUAGAUUGUAAGGCUUCAAAUUCACUUCAUUACAUUUGUACUGAUGCCGUAUUAUUAUAUUUUUGUAGUCAGUUCUCAUUUUUUGCAUGUCUGUCCCUUCCAGAAGGACUGCAUAUCUGAUUAUUUAACGCUGAAGAGCCUGCUAGUCAUUGUUAUUUGUAGCUUUAGUUUUAUUAUAACAUUUAACGUUAUUUAUUUAUUUUUCACAAAGGAGAAUUUAUUAUAGUUAUCAAGUGAACACUUAUGUGUGAGACACUGACUGAUGACUUACACCAAAAAGUUUUCUACACAUAAGCAUAUUAUACUGAGGUUGCCUUCGACAAAUAUUACAGGUCCCCCAAAAGCGAUGUUAAACCUGUGCCCUUUAAUUGUGAAGACUUCUAUAGGUUAGUCUGGCUUAGUGAUCAUGCUAGUCAGAAGAAGUCUAUGGAAGCUUAACCCUGAAGAGUAUUAAGUUAGAUUGUUAAGUGUAUACUAUUUUCUGUGCAAUCUUCUAUUUUACUUUGAAGAAAGCAUAUUCAGGAUCAUAAUUGUCUAUUUGAUCUGCUCUUUGACUCUGUUAUUGUAAUGUUUCGGUUACAUCUGUGUUUUUUGCAACACCAGCAGGUAACUUAAAUUUAGAUCAAUUGUAAACGCUGACUGUUUUUUCUUUUUUUUUAUUGAACAGUCAGGUAUCUGAUUUUGUCAUGGAGAUUAAUGCAACAAGCUCGUACGUAAUUUUACAAUAUCGUUGCAUUGGCUCUUUAUAAUUUUUAGUAUUUAUUUUCUGCAUAUAUUUUUUAUUAUUAGUGCUGAUGACUCAGCACCAAGCUUCUUUCAUUGUUGUAAUAGCAUUUCACACAUUAUGUCACUUUCUACAGCCUCAUUCAAUUUAUUUUAGUCUACUAGUAGACUAAAUAGAGAAACUAGGCUAAAGGGGUGUAGUAGACUAAUCAUUGAAAGUAUGCCUUUGUUGAUAGAACAGGUACUGUGCAGGAAAUGAAUUAUGAUGUUGAUUGUUAAUUCUUCGAGAUUUUUGUCCUGAUUUUAUAAUCAGGUAUUCUACUUAGAUUGGUGGGUCCCUCAGUGAUAGGACUAAAAGAGAAAUGAUCAACUAAAGGAAGUAAUAAUAAAAUAUCGGAACAAAAAGAUAAGGAUGACAGACGUGUAUUGGUAUAGAUUACAUGGUUUUUGAAUCAGGGUUUAUGCCUGGGACGUGCAAUAGUCCCCAUGCCACUGACAGCACUGCUGACUUAGUAUACAACACGAGGUUUAGAUCACUGGGAUUUGUCAAAAAAAUUGUAUGCAUAAUGUUUUGUUAACACCAAUAAAACCGCUGUUGGGAACAGCUGACGUUGUCCAAUCUGCUACAGCUCUCAUUUUGUGCAGUUUUAUAGCAAAGUGAGUCGUACAGUCAAUAAAAAAAAUACACAUGGCAACAGGUCAGCUUUGCCAACAGUGAACGCUUUGAUCGUCAUCUGUAAGGGUCCGUCAAUUGUCCUUCUUUCAUAUCUAAAGUUUUUUAGUGCAUGGGCAAAAGCAGGUAGGCAAGUGGGCUUGGAACAGAAAUAGUAUUUAAUGAUAUUAAUUGACAAGCAGGAUAAUUUCCUUUGUAUAUUUACAUUUUUUUCUCUUGUAAACCAAUUUGCUUAUGUUAGAAAAUUUUCCAAGUGUUUUUUAUUUUGAAUUCAACAAACUUGAUCUAAAAAGACUUUUUUGUUUACCGAAACAUAUUUUUAAUGUAGUCUUAAAAUGCUCAAAAAUCUUAAAAACCAUCAAGGAAUGCUCUACGUUUUCUUGAAGUAACAGUUAAUGAUUUCUCUUCUAUUUCUCCAAAGAAAGCGCAAAUUAUCAAUCCUGUGUAUUAAUGCAAAAGUUAGUACAAACCAGUGCCUUUCUAUGUGUUUCAGAAAAUUUUACGUUCCAAGGAGUAAAAUCAUAUUCUCCAAGUGAGCAUAUCUAAUACUUCUCUGCACUUAUGGGAGGAGGGGGAAGUUUCUGAAGUUCAAAAUUUUUCUACUCUUUUCUUUCCACUAAAAAUAUGGUUAAAUACUCAGAAAAAUCUCCGCAUGUGACCAGAUCUGUGAGAAGGGACCUUAUCUUCUUGGAGAAAAUUUUCCUCAACCUUUCAUAAAAACUUGAACUCAUUUUUUUACAACCUAAGAAUUUGUGUCAUGGAACUGCAGCUCUCAUAUUUCCUCCAAUUUUUGAGGUUUCAGAGUCCAACUUAUGUCAAAAUUUCCAAAUUUUUUGCCUUUAUGCUUUAAAAAAACUAUGGAAAACUUUCCUCCGAAAGCUAAAAUCCCUUUUCACAAAUCUGCUUUUGUACGUUGCUGUAUGAAACAAGAAUGCUGUUACUCCAUUCUAGGUUUUCAAUUUCUUCUUCAGCAAAAUGUUAUAUUGAAAAAGCUAAGAUGCAAAAAUUAGCCAUUAUAAAUACCUUCUUUGAUUCUGUACGCAUUCAAAAUAUCUGUGUCAUGCACUUCAACUAUCAGGAACUUGCACUAAAAAAUGAGGCACAAAAAUAAAACUUCUGGUAUUUUUUUGAGAGAGUAUCUUGUUUGAGACAAAAUUUCAUAACUGGAAUGGUGUCAUAGCAUUCUUCUUUCUGUUGGCAGCAUACCACGAGGUUUUUCUCAUGAUUAGGUUCUUUGCUUUUCAUGUAUUGCUUGCAUUUAUUCCAAACAGUUAGAGAGAUUUUCUGCAAAUUUAAACUUAAGCUAAGAUGUUCAAAUUUUCUUGUUUGCGUACAGUUUGUAGGACUGAAUUUUUUGAAGGUUUAGCAUUUCUCAAUCUUUCAUGAUGAUUAUCUUUAAACCAUGAAACAAUUAAUUCAUAGGAAUUAUGUACAUAGGCUUUUAAGCACAUACUCUCACUUGAUUAAGAAUUUUUUUUUGCCCACAAUAUUGUUUUUUUUUUAUUCUUCUUUAUCUAUGUACUGCUAUUAUUAUUAUCUCUUAACUUUGCAAAUAUGUUUUUUUGCGUCUACCUGCAUUUAUUGGUGCUUCAUAUUUCUCUUCAAUGGUUUUAAAACAAGCAUCCCCCCCCCUCCCCACGAUUUCUUUCAUUUAUUUUUUAUCAAAACACUUUUGCUAAAUAAGACGUAGCUCCUGCUUGCAUGUGUGCAUAUACGCACGUACAGAAACCUAGUCAAGUAGGUCCUUCUUUUUCAAAUGAUAAAAUUUACUCCAUUUAUUUUUUAUCUUCUUCACAAUAUUUUCGCCUUGCUCUGUUCCUUUUCAUGUUUUUUUUGGAAAUAUGUUGGAACUAAGGUUUCCUAGUUAAAGAUCAUUAUUUUGAAUAAUAAUUUUGUAAAGAAGAUGUAAUUAAAAAGAUAUUACUUCAGCUAAAAACGAGGAAACAAAGCAAGAAAGCUGAUAAUUCCAAAUUUUGAUAGAGAAAAUGAACAUUUCGUACCCUCGAGUUCGUAGGAAAUGGACCCCCUAAAGAUUUUCUUCCCUUUUGAAUGCCCCUGUCCAUCUUCCAACUUGUCUACAAUCAGAAUGCACUGAUUAGCAUAGAAGGAAAACUCCAAAAACAUAAUCUACCAUCACGGCCUUCGAAUGCCAAGACAGUUCUCCACUAAUUCUGUUUCCUCAAGUUCUAGAAUACACAGUCUCUCACGAAACCAACUCCUCCGCACAUAAUAACUAUCCUGUAACCUUUUUAAGUCAGUAGAUAAAUUUGUAUAUAAGAACCAUUUCUUUGGUAUAUAUUUUUCUAAAGCCUCAAUUUUGAAGCUGAAUUUGUGCGUUUCAUCUUUUUUCCUAUCUUUCCUCUAACUUUAAACUCAGUGCCUUGACUUUUAAGGUGUUUCUUUAUCUAUUAUCUGUAUGUAAAAUACCUUUUGUAAACUUUCCGACUGGAAAGAAUGUGUAUCAACAGUAAUAAUGUGUUGUAAAUACAAAUAUUUUUACCAAAAGGCAGUCGCUACAAGAAGUAUGUGCAAAGUAAUGAUAUAUUCGCAUUACCUCCAGAAUUAAUGAAGGUGAAUCAAAUUGGUGAAAAAAGACUAUCUGUGUACUCUCAUCUCUGUAGGGAGUCUUAGAUUUUUAAAUUUAGUCCACUGGUUCACAAGCAACAUGAUUUUCCUUAAGUAUCCUGCGCUUACAUGUAAAUGUAAAUUCUUAAUUUUGUGUGCAACGAGAUACAACAUUUUAGGAUACAUGCAAAAACAAAUAUCUCACCUAAAAACUGAUUGCCUAGAUUUCAAACAAGAUUUUUAAAGAUUAAAAUCCAGUGCUCUAAUGAAUGAUAGCUCUCCUUAUCAAUUCAAUUGAUUUAUGCUGAAUUUUAAGAUGAGAACCGCUGUGCUCAAGAUUUUAGCUCUGCCGUGGCAAGGAGAGGAAGCAGAAAAAAUUAUUUUUUUGAAAACAAAUGACCAGACUUAAAAAAUUGAAGCUCCAAUAAAUUGAGUGUAUUAGCCAUUUAUACCAAUAUGAGACGCCUUUAGCAUUUCUGGAGGUUAUACAAAUGUGUAAUAAGUACUUACUUUACAAAUACCCCCUGUAAACUAUCUGCUUUAAAAUAUUAUUCUGUAAGUAAACAAGUAUGUUAUACGACCAUCCUCUUACGAUUUCUAUUUUCUUCAUUGUCAGCAUUUUUAUCUCAAAUACUGAGUUUUUUCAGCCUCAUUGUGUGUUAAGAAUUGAUCAUGAAAAAUUUUGCAGCUCAAUUUAACAUAAACUUCAAUUUGUACCUUGCUAUACGGUAUCCAUUUUGAUAUAUCUUUUUUACGUAAAUACUGCUGUCUCCUAACUACUCGGGUUUUCAUUGUUGUUUUCCUACAUUCUAAAGGAAAUGUACAAAUGAAAGUUCCAUUUGCUGCUCUUACCAGCCAAAUAGUCGAUUUUUAGUAAAAUUUCUGCAUUUUUUUUUCUUUCUUUCUUGCAAGCAGGGUUCUUUAUGAACUUUUACAAGUGCUUCCUUCCCACAGUCAUCCUGAGUGUGAACCAAGUUUGAUUAAACUAAGUUCCUAUCACUUAAAGUAAUACAAAGCUCACAAAAUAGCUCCUUAUGUAAUCAAGGGACUAUCUAUCUUCAAGUCUCAAUGUAUCCUCUAACUGAAAACUUGGAUUCAUAACUUAACCGCUCAUAUCCCUAUUUUUCUAACGUGUACAAUAUUGAUCCUUUUGCGUUCAAACCAGCUUUAUCUUUCUACUGUAAUAUUUACUGGCAAAUCUCUGUGCUCUUUAUUCGCAAAAGUCUCCUAUUUUGCUGAACGAAUGUCUUAAUGCCUGUGUUUGUUCACUUGUGAAUCAUAUGAUAGCGGAGGUCAAAAUCAAUCAGCUCUUUCUACUCAGUCUUCAUCUAUUUCUGUGUGAUCAAUACAAUAUUUUUCUAGUUUUCUCAGCCAAGUAUUUGUAUAAACAGUAAGUUCACUGAUGUCCAAGAGUUUAUUUUAUUGGUCGUACAAAUAGUUUUAUUUUUAUUUUUUAAAGUUUUGAGUCUGAGACGAACAUUCAUUCUUUGAAUACAGCGUUUGUAUUUUUCAUGUAUCUAAGUAUUUUAUUUUGUGUUAAAUGUCGUUCUGAUAUUAAAUCAUUAGGUAUAAUAAAAACUUAUACCUUUCCAAAUGAAA